AUGGGCGCAGUGGAGCCGCUGGCGUGGAUGUCCGCCGCGGCGCGCAGGUGGCUGGAGAACACCCCGGGCCGGGCCUUAAACGCGCUGCCGCUCUCCGGCGUGCGCGUGUCCCCUCGCAGAGGGCGCGCGCUCUGCUCGCUCCGUGUGCCGCCCCACCUCACGGACGCGGAGGGGAACUGGCACGCGGGCGCCAUCGCGAUGGCGGCGGACGAUGUGUGCGCCGCGACCAUCAUGUCUGUGGAGGGCAUCGUCAAGGUCUCCGUCCACUACGACAUCUCCUACUUCACACCGGCCAAGCUCCAUGAUGAAGUGGAGAUGGAUGGUCGGGUGGUGGAGCAGAAAGGGCGGAUGACUGCGGUGGCGGUGGAGAUCCGGAAGAAGGAAUCCGGCGAGCUGGUGGCCAUCAGGAGGCAGUGGAUGACGGCCUCCAGGCCCAAAUGCGUUGCUGCUCACAGCAAGAUCUGA
Molecule: messenger RNA, 465 nt
Organism: Zea mays
Lineage: Eukaryota; Viridiplantae; Streptophyta; Magnoliopsida; Poales; Poaceae
Product: acyl-coenzyme A thioesterase 13
Exons: 4
Coding region: 1-465 (154 amino acids)
Molecular function (GO): fatty acyl-CoA hydrolase activity
Source: RefSeq, a predicted model, not a curated record